ACUGAUGUAACUUUCAUUUCCUGAUCGGUAAGGGGUCACACACAUGACUACAGAGUUUGUGUAGACUCCACUUUACAAAACUGAACCUUCUUCACACUACUGCUGGACUAAAUUUACAGUAAAGGAUGUUUCGCACGCUGUGUCGGACCGGAGGAGCUCUGCUGCAGCAAACCCAGCGGGCCACGCCGAGGUUGUGGGUUACACCAGCUCAGCAGCGAUGGGCGUCCAGCCUGCCCAUGAACACUGUGGUCCUGUUUGUGCCUCAGCAGGAAGCCUGGGUGGUGGAGAGGAUGGGUCGCUUCCACCGCAUCUUAGAGCCGGGUUUAAACUUCCUCAUACCUGUACUUGAUCGAAUUCGCUACGUGCAGAGUCUCAAAGAGAUUGUCAUCGAUGUCCCGGAGCAGUCUGCAGUAUCUCUAGACAACGUAACGCUACAGAUUGAUGGAGUGCUUUACCUAAGGAUCCUAGACCCUUUUAAGGCCAGUUACGGUGUGGAGGAUCCAGAAUAUGCCGUCACACAGUUGGCACAGACGACCAUGAGGUCAGAGCUGGGCAAACUCACGCUGGACAAAGUGUUCAGGGAAAGGGAGUCCCUCAAUUCCAACAUCGUCCACUCCAUCAACCAAGCUUCAGACGAGUGGGGGAUCCGUUGCCUCCGCUAUGAAAUCAAAGACAUACAUGUUCCACCUCGUGUCAAAGAGUCGAUGCAGAUGCAGGUGGAGGCUGAGCGCAAGAAGAGAGCCACAGUGCUGGAGUCCGAAGGGACAAGGGAAUCGGCCAUUAAUGUCGCUGAGGGUCGUAAACAAGCUCAGAUCCUGGCCUCUGAAGGACAAAAAGCAGAGCAGAUCAAUAAAGCGGCUGGUGAAGCCCAAGCCGUGUUAGCCAAAGCAGAGGCUAAAGCUAAGGCGAUCCGGAUGCUGUCCGAGGCGCUGACCCAGCAGAAUGGAGACGCAGCAGCCUCGCUAAGCGUGGCCGAGCAGUACGUGUCUGCUUUCUCCAACCUCGCCAAAGAGUCCAACACCAUCCUCCUGCCCUCAAACACCGGCGACAUCAGCGGCAUGGUCACACAGGCUAUGACCAUCUACGGCACGUUGGCAAAGACGAGUCAAAAAAAAGCGCCAGAAGCGGUGGAGGAGAAGAGCGAAGCCCAUGAGAACCAGUUACCUCAAUAGCAGAGGACUCGCAGAAUGAACUCAUAAGCAGUAAUAACGACAGCGAACCAGGGGAGAGCAGCUUGUGUUUCAGUUAUCGGGGCUCCAAGGCGUCACCGUGUGACGUUCACGCACCUUCUACAGCCAGGACAGAAGGAGAAAACACCAACUUUACAAACGUUUUGGACGUCUUGGAGUCUUGGGAAAAUGACAUCUUUUGUAAGAAGAUUUUUAAUUAUCACUGACUAUUCUUUACGUUCAGUUAUCAGAUUGGGAGAUAACACCAGCUUUCUUUGGCGGGCUGAUAAAAUGGAGAUAUUGAUGACAGGGUUUUGGGUAUAUAAGCCACAGUGGCCAGUGGAUGAUGAUGUGAGGCCUGGGUGUUGUGCAGUAUCCAAUUUAUUUGCAUAAAGUCAUUAUUUGUUGGUUUAUUUCAUGCAUCAGAUCUGUUGCGUGUGGUUAAUAUUGUUGCAUAAAUCCUACUAGAAUUGGACGUGAAAGUUUUCAGUUUGCUGUAUUUCCAAAUUUAAGUGAUAGAUACAGUUGGGUUAAAUGUUUCCUCCUUUUGCAACCUGUUCUCCAGGGCUUGUUUUCAGUUUUGAUACGGCUUGUUUGUCAGCAUCAUUGGGACCAGCAGAUUUAAGUUUCUACAUGUGAUGUCUGGUUUGAUGCCUCUGACUGAGGGAAAGUUCCCCAAAGUGUAGUUAAUUCACAAUUUAGCCCUUGUUAGAUUAAAACAUUAUCUCCCCGAGAAAAAAGCUAAACAAGUAUUCAGUAAAGUUAUUUCCCUGCUAUUAUUCAGAAACAAAUCCUUUUUUAUAAGUAGUUAGUACACAAAGUCGGCCCUAAGAACCAAUAUUCUUCUUUAUGUCUUAUGGAGUAUAUUUAUUCAGUUUCAUGGCUCUCCACAAACACAGCAAGUUGUCAUUUCCUCGGCUUCACUGCUGCUCACAGGUUUAGGAUGAAUAAUGCAAACAUGAAAUUGGCGCGGGUGCCAUUUUGGCGAGACUUUGAAGUUAUGACGUGUUGGGAUGGGACAUUGUGAAGCACUUGUUGAAAAUACAGUUUGUUAGAGGAGGAUAUGUGUAGAACAAUUCAUUAGAGACAACUGGACUUCUUUGAAUGUGAUGCUCGGAAAACAAACUGUUGAAGAAACAAAUAAAUGUGAAAGCUGACAUUCAUUGUUUUUGGGUCACUUUUAGGUUCAGCGAUGUUAAAAAACAUAAAAUGAAAUAUAAUAAAAAAUGCAUUGGA
Epinephelus moara (kelp grouper) is the source of this 2405-nucleotide messenger RNA. It is a transcript of the gene stoml2, whose product is annotated as stomatin (EPB72)-like 2. The transcript has 10 exons. Gene Ontology annotation, cellular component: membrane. The coding region runs from base 126 to 1172 and encodes 348 amino acids. NCBI's taxonomy places the organism in Eukaryota, Metazoa, Chordata, Actinopteri, Perciformes, Serranidae. The record is from RefSeq and is a predicted model, not a curated record.